AUGGAUAAUUUUUAAGUAUAAGAUUUAUGCUAUGAUAACAUUAAAUGUCAUGAUUGGCAAUGUUAGAAAAAACAUCCUCGGUGCUUUGCAGGGAUUUGUAUUUAAGGUUUAAAUGAUGAUGAAGAAUGUAAUAUUCAAAAUUGUCAAUUAUUUCAUGUGUCCUCCGAUACACUUUCUAAUGAAAUUAUGAUAAAUGGGUUUUAUAGAUACAAUAUAUGUAAAAAAAAAAAUUGUGAGGUCAACACUUGUAGGUAUUUACAUCCAACUUGGAUUAAGGAUUAUUGUGUAGAUUUUUUUUAGAAUAAAUGUAAAUAAAAUUGUAAUAAUCAUCUAAAAUGGGCUUAGAUGAAGAACUAAAUAUAUGAAAAAUAUGAAAUUUAAAAUUUAAAUCCAGAUGUACUCUGCAAAAAAGAUAAGUGUAAAUGUUAAAAACAUUUGGCAAAUAUCGAUGAUUUCUGCAUAGAUUAUUUUUAAGGUAUAUGUCCUUUAAUUGAAUGCUCUAAAAAACAUGUAUUUUGGGAAGAACUCAAAUCGAAUAGGAAAUUAUAAUUUGAGGAACCAAAACUAAAGCCAUGUAAUAAAAAGAAUGUCAUACUUAAUUAAGAAGGGAUUGAGAAUAACUCUUAAAUUAAGGUUAUGAUUGAUGAAUAGGAAUUAAAAAGAAUGCAUAAAGCAUUAUAACAAUAAAAUAUUAUCGAUAUUAUAUUUAUAAUGGAUUGUACAAAAACUAUGGAUCAUUGGAUUUAAUAAUGCCAUUCACAAAUGGCUAGUAUAAUUGAAAAGUUUCAAAAUUAAAACAACAAAUACAUAACUCGAGUUGGGUUUGUCGGAUAUCGCGAUAUUAUUAUUAAAAAAUAAAAGAGUAUUAUCUAGUUGGAUAGAAAGAGUAUGAUUUCUUCAGAGGUGAAUGAUUAAUUCAAUUAAAACGAUUUUGAGAUUGUUGAUAAAAAUCAUGUUGUUUUUCAUGACUUAACUGAUAAAAUUGAUUCAAUUAAAGAAUUUAUUAAGCAACAAAAGGCAUAUGGUGGGGGAGAUGAAGCUGAAGAUGUCGUAGCUGGAAUAGAAAAAGCAUCAUAAUUAAAUAUUUCCAAACAUCAAGAUACUGUAUUGAUAACAUUUUUAUUUGCUGACUCUCCUUGUCAUGGUAAAUAAUAUCAUGAUAUUGACGAUGAUGAUUUUAUGGAUAAAAUUCCACUAGAUACUUUAGAAGAUGUAAUGAGAAGAUACAGAAAAAUUAAAACGAAUAAUUUUUUCUUUUGUUCAAGAAUUUCAUAAAAAACAGAUAAAAUGUUCACCAUUAUGAAAUCUGUAUUUCCAGAAGUUUCAAUAACUGAUCAUAUUACCCCAGAGGAUUUUCCUAAUUUGAUAAGUUUUUCAUUAUAAGAUAGCUUUUCAAAAAUAAGCAAGAGUCAACUAUUCAAGCCAAUAGAAAUCAAAGCAUAAUCCAUAAAAUCUAAGUAUAUUGAAUAUGAUUGUAAAACAAUUGAAGAUAGGAUAAAAUUUUGGGGGAAUUUUGUUCAGGUUUGUUAAUCACAAGAGAGAGUUAAUCACACAAUUAUAAAAAUUAAUUAAAAUUAAGAAUAAAUAUUAGAAAAUGAAGACGGAGUUAAUUCAUAUAUAUUUAAAGUAUUUGAUGUUAUAAAUAAUCAAAAUUUAGUCGCUAAAAUUCCUAAAAAGAUAAUUCAGGAAUAUCAACAAAAAGAAUAAAUUUUGAAGUAAAGUAAUUCAAAUGAAAAAGUAAAAUUGUCAGAAGAGUCAAUAUAAGAAGCUAAAAAGUUCGCAUAAUCAAGAUUUAUUUCAUAAACUAUAGCUAAGCAAUUGGCAAAAAUUUAUAGGGAAAAAGUCUAAAAUUUAGCUGGAUCACCUCCCAUCUUUUAUGUAUCACCCAUGAUAUAUGUUCUUUCCUCGCCCUUUUAUGGUUUGGACUAUAUUUAUGCAGAAUCCUAUAUCAAUCUACCAAACAUUUAAUGGAAAAAAUAUUCAAAUAACUUAUAGUAUAUAAGCCCAGAGUAUUAUUACCUUUCUUCAUUCAGUCAUUUUACUUAUGAAGAAACAGGUAAAUAGUUUUUGAUCGCAGAUUUAUAAGGGAAAUUAAAUAUUUUUAGCGAUCCAUCAAUUUAGAGUCUUGGAAACUAUAAUCAAAAUUUAAAUAACGAUACAACUAAUCUCAAUCAUGCAGGUAUUGCCAAUUUUAUUCAGGCCCAUGAAAAAUGUAGCUUCAUUUGUUAGAAAUUGUAGUUAGAAAAUACAGCUGCUAUAACGUAAUUUGAUGAGACAAAAUGGGAAUUCAAUGAGACCUAAGAAUUAUCAAUUAUAUGUGAGACGUGUGAUGAAUAUUAACAAAUUAAGCUUAUUGAUUAUGUCAAUAAUGGCCAUAAAAAAUGCUAAUAAUGCAAGGAACUCGAACAAGUUAUACAUGAAGUAUAAUGCAGGUGUUGCUAUGAAAAUUUUAAAACUCCGAUGAAUCAGUAAUUGAGAAUAGGAACAUUAGUAGGAAAAUGUGAAGGUUGUAAGGUAAACUGUAGAUAACCAAAUCUAAUUUGUUGCUAUUGUAAAAUUCAUUGCAAAUUAAAGGUUUCAUCUGAGAAUAUUGAUGGCAAAUAGAUUUAUUUAUGCAAGGAAGGAAAGUAAUAUUUAUCUUCAUUAAAAUGUAAAGUAUGCAAUUCUUUAUAUUCCUUUGACAAAUUCCUAACUGAGACAUAUUAUGAAUAAGGUAUAUAUAAGUGCCAAAAGUGUAAUUGA
Paramecium tetraurelia is the source of this 2742-nucleotide messenger RNA. RefSeq lists its product as uncharacterized. Gene Ontology annotation, molecular function: protein serine/threonine kinase activity; ATP binding. Gene Ontology annotation, biological process: peptidyl-threonine phosphorylation. The transcript has a single exon. Lineage: Eukaryota; Ciliophora; Oligohymenophorea; Peniculida; Parameciidae. Gene Ontology annotation, cellular component: cytoplasm. The record is from RefSeq and is a predicted model, not a curated record.